This is a messenger RNA of Tripterygium wilfordii, 2719 nucleotides long. RefSeq names its product ubiquitin-like domain-containing protein CIP73. The record is from RefSeq and is a predicted model, not a curated record. Gene Ontology annotation, cellular component: BAT3 complex. The transcript has 17 exons. Bases 174 to 2366 code for a protein of 730 amino acids. Gene Ontology annotation, molecular function: polyubiquitin modification-dependent protein binding; misfolded protein binding. Lineage: Eukaryota; Viridiplantae; Streptophyta; Magnoliopsida; Celastrales; Celastraceae.
CUCUCUCUGGAGCUCUCCUUCUCGUGAAUCUCGUACGAGCUUACCUUCUGUUUCUCGGUCUCAGGACUGUUAAAGGCGGUUGUAUGUAUGCGAAUAUGCACGGGACUUUUUCAUGCUGUGUUCAACCGGUUGAAUGAUUUCAUGCUAUCAGAGAUUAUCCGAUUGGUCUGACAAUGGGAAGUACUGCCGGCAACAAAACUGCUCUGGUCGAUGGGACCGGAGGUUUGGAAACAACAAUUGAAAUAAAAAUAAAAACAUUGGACUCUCAAACCUAUUCGUUGAGAGUGGAUAAACAGAUGCCGGUUCCUGCUUUGAAGGAGAGGAUAGCUUCUGUUACUGGUGUUUUAUCAGAACAACAACGUUUGAUUUGCCGUGGAAGGGUUUUAAAGGAUGAUCAGCUCCUCUCAGCCUAUCAUGUUGAAGAUGGUCACACCUUGCAUAUGGUGGUCAGGCAACCCAUCCCACCACCAUCUGAUGGAUUUCCUAGUAAUCCUGCAAGUGAUACUGCCGCAGAUUCAGCUUAUGGUCAUGGGACUCGCAUUGGCCCAAGUGUCGUAAUCGAAACUUUCAGUGUCCCUGAUCAUGGGGAUGGAGUUCCUCCAGAAAUUAGUCGGAUUGUAUCUGCUGUUCUUGGUUCUUUUGGAUUUUCAAAUGCUAGGAGUCGCAGUGAAGGGGUUGACUCCAGGGAUCGUGAUCCACGACCAGGAGGUGCGAGUGUCGUGGCAGAUGCAUCUCAGUCACAACCUGAACAAGCUAGCGUGAGGGGUCAGUCUGGCAGAUUACAUACAGCUUUUGGACUUCCAACUGCAGUUUCAUUGGGGCCUCUACCACCUCCUGUGAUCACUGAUUCUUUGACAACUUUGUCCCAAUAUUCAAGCAAUUUGAGGCGUGAAUUUGAUGCAAUUGGCAGGGGUGUGGGCAACAAUGCUGAAGCAGCUUCCUUGCAUAGGACUGAGGAAAGAGAUUCUAGUUCCACAGCACAUCCUGGGAGAGUACAAGAAGGGCUUCCAACACCUGCAUCCUUGGCAGAAGUUAUGCUGUCAACAAGACAGUUGCUCAGAGAGCAAGUUGGAGAGUGCUUCUUGCAACUUGCAACACAAUUGGAGAAUCAAGGAAAUAUUACAGAUCCCUCAGCACGUAUGAGCACUCAGUCCAGUGCAUGGAGAACAGGAGUUCUCUUACAUAAUUUAGGAGCAUUUUUACUGGAACUUGGACGUACGACCAUGUCACUGCGAUUAGGCCAAGCACCGUCUGAAGCUGUAGUCAAUGCUGGUCCUCCAGUCUUUAUAUCGCCAUCUGGUCCGAAUCCUCUAAUGGUUCAGCCUCUUCCUUUUCAAGGCACAAGUUUUAGUGGCAUCCCCAUGGGAUCUGUGCAGCCUGGCUCUGAUUUAGCUAAUGGGAUCACUACUGGGUUUCUUCCAAGGCGUAUUGAUAUUCAAAUACGAAGAGGUUCAUCGACAGCUGCAGCACCUAGUGGUAAUCGAGAUGGCGGUGAUAAUCAGCAGCAAACAGUGCAGGGAAACCCAGCGAUAGGUUCUGGAAGUGAAACUGAUGGUAACCAGACAUCUUCGUUGGUUUCCGAAGGUCCAUCUCUUGCCGGGGAGCCGGGUGUAAGGGUGGUGCCAAUUAGGACUGUGGUUGCUGCUGUUCCUGGUUCCUUCAGUCGCCUACCUUCUGAUACAUCUGAAAACUCUAUUGGUUUAUUAUAUCCUCUUCUUGGAAGAUUCCAAAAUGUAUCUUCUGCACAUUUGGGUGGUGAACAGGGCUCUCAAGCAUCUGGGGAGCAUCAUCCUCCUGGUCUCCAGACUGGGCAACAGACUACUCCUGAAUCUGCUGUGCAACAACCAAACGACAAUGAUCACUCCAGAGGUGGAUCCUUACCAACUCCAGCUCCAAGACGGCCGGAGCCAUCAAAUCCCCGCAGUGUAAGCAUCAACAUCCUCUCAGCUGGUGGGACCCUAAACAGACAAGAACCUGAAGGGCAGAUCCCCAACAGUGUUUUUGAGUUUUUAAGGAACCUCGUUCCUGGUGGUGAGAUACAUGUAGAAGAUGCCAGCUCACAAGGAACAGCAACAGGUUCUGUUUCUGAGCAUGCAGGGAGAUCCAGUGCUCCUGUGGAAGCAGAACAUGGAGCAACAGAUGAAGGAAUAUUUUUGUCUAAUUUGCUUCAGGAGAUCAUUCCUUUCAUUUCUCAACAAGUAGACUCUGCGUCAACAAUUGUACCACAGGGAGAAACACUUAACCCUGUUCAUGGGAUGAGUCAGGAUUCUUCAACCCAGGCUGAGACAUCUGAUGUUGGAAGUUUACGUCGACAAAGUGAUAAUGAGCCAAGUCCUCCAAGUUCAAAACGUCAGAAGAUGGAGUAAUCUUUUUCAGGUGCAUGAGGUGUUAGGUGACGGAGCUGAUAGUUAUGUAAGUUGCGAUUAAAGAUUUUCGAGUGAAAUAAUGCAUCUCUUCGACAGGUGAAUGUGGCUUGUCUAGGUCUCUCAAAUGUUGUAUAUCAUGUUCUUUUUACUUCACAUGGGAAGAGGCAUCAUUCAUAAGUUAUAGGCAAUUUCUUGGGAUAAUUUAUUUGUAUUUCGUUUCUCAAUUAUAUAUUGGAAAGAUGUAUCAGCAAGUGUUAUCCGACUUUAAACUGGAUUCUAUCUUCUAAUGGCCCUGUCAUUGUCGAUUUAAGUGUUGCUCGAUUAGCUAUGGCCGAUGCUUGGUUAAACCAUAA